CGAGCCAUCGCCGCCGCCGCAAACACUGUUUCCGUUAAGUGAAGCGGCGGCGCGGCGGGCGGGGGGCUCGUUUCUUGCGGCGGCGACUUCGUGCUGUGCGUGCGGCCGCCGGCCGUGACCAGGUUUGCCUCUCAGCUCGCCGCAAACCCUCUUUCCGGGGAGAAACGGCGUCGGCGACACCGGCGCAGCGAGUGGAGCGGCCGCCGGUCCAAUCCCAGAUUUCGGUGAGGUCGCAGGUUCGUCAUGUCGUCGUUCGCCGGCGUAACUGUCCUCGACGGAAACAACCGGUGCCAUUGCGAAAUGUCGGGCGUCCACGCCAGCACCGAUGUGGACACCGGGUACCACCUGCUCAUCAUCAAGGCCUGCUCGCGUAUCAAUGGGUUGGUGCCCACCGGCCAGAACAUCACCUGUGGUCCUUUUGUAAUAGGAGGCCAUGAGUGGGUGCUCGACUAUUACCCUAAUGGCGAGAACCCGAGCUGCGCUGACUACAUUUCUGUCUAUCUAACCCUUCUCUAUGAUGCCGAUGUCGACCGAGAGGAGCCCGUGGAGGCCAAGUUCAGUUUCAGUCUCAUCAACCAGGUUGAGAAGCAGAUGCCAGUGUACAUUCGUGGAACUAAGACUUACAGCUUCUCCAGCAGUGCUCCAAUGUGGGGCAUCAGCAAGUUUGUGAGAAGAGAUGUCCUUGAGCAGUCCAUGGAUAUGGCAUGUGAUUGUUUUACCAUCCGGUGCGACAUCAUGGUUUGCGAGGACCCCAAAACUAAGGAUGAUGCCGGUGGCACCCUGCCUGACAUACACCAGCAUUUUAGCAAUCUUCUUGAUAAUAAGUUGGGUGCUGAUGUCACAUUUGAGGUCGGCGGUGAGACGUUCGCCGCACACCGGUGCGUGCUUGCAGCCCCCCGUUCCACCGUGUUCAGGGCACAACUCUUUGGCCCCAUGAAGGAGGGCACUGCCACGUCCAGCAUCAUACAGAUCAAAGACAUGGAAGCAGAAGUGUUCAGGGCUUUGCUUAGCUUCGUUUACACAGACUCAUUCCCUGAGAUGUACAAGGACAUCAUGGAGGAGAAUCGCAUGAUAGUUUCUGAGGAACAAGAACAAGCAGAUGAAGCUGUAGAUGAUGAAAUGUCAGAAACGCGUGAAAUGGAGCUGCAGUGGCUGCACGACUUGUUGGUAGCGGCAGACCGAUAUGAUCUCCAGCGGCUCAAGUUCAUCUGUGAAAAGCGGAUAUCUGAGCGCAUAGGUGUGAGCUCGGUGGCGUCCUCUCUUGCUCUAGCAGAGAAGCACCGUUGUCGUGGAUUGAAAGAGGCGUGCUUGGAGUUUAUUCAAGUCCAGUCUCCCUCGCGUUUGAAGAGAGUAAUGGCGACUAGUGGCUGGGAGCAUAUAAUGAUGACCUAUCCCUCUGUUCUGAACGAGUUCAUUGCCAAGCUUAUUUCUUCAAAGCGGAAGUAACACUCACUAUGCAUAUAUAUGGUACGCAUGUUCCUUUGACCUCAAGUGACACAAAGCUGCAUAUACGGGAUCCUCUGGAGUGAUGGUAGUCUGUGUGUGUGUGUGUCUUGCUUUUAUCUCUUCAUUCAUUGUAAAACUUCCCUAUAUGCUGAACGUGAAGAAUCCAACACAUGGACAAACUGUCUCUUCAUGGAAUGGAUAGAUUAUAAAUUCAGGUGUAAGCAUCAACAUUGAUCUUUAUCACAGCAAUGUGGCUAGUCUUUUAA
This is a messenger RNA of Hordeum vulgare subsp. vulgare (domesticated barley), 1712 nucleotides long. Its product is annotated as BTB/POZ and MATH domain-containing protein 2-like. NCBI's taxonomy places the organism in Eukaryota, Viridiplantae, Streptophyta, Magnoliopsida, Poales, Poaceae. Gene Ontology annotation, molecular function: protein binding. Gene Ontology annotation, biological process: protein ubiquitination. The record is from RefSeq and is a predicted model, not a curated record. The transcript is spliced from 3 exons. The coding region runs from base 244 to 1446 and encodes 400 amino acids.